AUGGAUGAGCUGCUGCAAAGUUAUGUGAAAAAGAAGGGUAUAGCUGCUUCCUUCGAGUUGGGCCGCUACAGUGCCCUGCAGACACAGAAUGCUAUCAAUGGCUCUGCGCUGUCGAAGCUGAAAGAGUUGGUAGGUGUCUUGAUGAAGUUGGAGACGGGCCUGCACUUCAAGUUUUCAGACUUGAAGGGGUCCUUGCGGAGGUGCUGCCUACAGUUUCCGGAGUUGAGGUACAAGAUGGAGGAAAGCAAGAGGUGUGACUAUGAGGGAACCAUGGCUUCUGCCUUGCUUUGUGUCUGUGCGCAUACCAGGCGCCUGAAAGACUCAACAAGGUUCCGGGAGGCUUGCUCAAAGUGCACAGACGACGAAAAGAAAGAGCUCUUGGAGAUGAAGAAGUGGCUUAGUGGAGAAGAAAGCGAAGGAGAGGACCAAGAAUCUGUGGCUGGUUCCAUAGAGCUUCCAAGCUUGCCAGCAACACCUUUGAUGGCAACACCGAAGAAGAGAAAGGCAGUGGCAUCGGCCACGCCAGAAGAGAAAGGACAGCCUGACUUGGAUGAGGAAGCAGAAAUGGCGACCCCACUGCCUUCCAGAAAGGCAAAGCUGAAGGAGAAAGUCCUGAAGAGGCCUGCAGCUGUUUCACCGCAAAAGAAACCAGCAGCUAAGAAGGUUGAGAAAAAGAUGGAAGGCAAGAAGAGCUGGGUUCUGAUGUACUACAAGAGAAGCAAGUCGACUUUGAAGAAGCCUGCUGCCCAACAGAAAGCCGGUAUGAAAAGGCCUGCAGCUCAUGAGAAAGAGGAAAAGCCGCCAAAGACCCACAAGAAAAAUGGAAAGGACAAAGAAGAGGAGGAAGAAGAUGAUGAGAUUGUGGAACCGCUACCUCUCACCGAGGAGGCGCUGCAGAGCCACAACAAGUUCCUCUCUGAAAUGUCAAAACACAAGGACAUGAGCCAGACGCAAUUUGACAAGACAUUGGCCACCUUACCGAGUCGCACAGCUGAGAGGUUGUGGAAGGCCUUUGAGGCGUGCAGAAAAGAGACAGGGAGUGAUGGACAGUACAAAGAAGCAUCCAGCGGCUGUGGCCAGCAGAAAAAGAAAAGAGCGCUUCUGAGAGGAUGGUGCAUGGACAAGGGAAAGCCCUUCCAGAAAUGGGGGGCAGAGGAACUGAAGGAUCGACUGCAGAAAGGCACCAUCAAAGCUCGCCGCAAUCCCUUGGACAGGGACUACUGGGAGUUCCAAGCCAUUGUUGAGAAGAAGUCCAAUAUGGCAGAGAAGGACCGAGAAACCCAGUAUGGAUCUGCAUGGCAGAAGGUUGACCACAAGAAGAUGGCGGCGAUUGAAGCUGUGGCUGUAGACGAGGUGCACUCCAGCGACAUGGAGUUGUGUGAACAGUUUGAAACGACGAAGUAUGGAGAGCACAGACUGAAGAUGAUUACAGCCUUGGACGACAUGCUGCAGCUGAUGGACAUGAAGCUCUACAGAUUUCCCGCUGCUUUGCGGGACAAGUUCGCCCAGAAGGUCCACAGCCAGUCUCCGCCGAAGGCGGCUGAAAGCAUCAUGCAGAAGUACAGGCUCAGCAUGCACUUAAUUCUCAGUGGCUUGAUGGUUUUAGACGAGGAAGGAGAUGACUGA
Cladocopium goreaui is the source of this 1626-nucleotide messenger RNA. Lineage: Eukaryota; Dinophyceae; Suessiales; Symbiodiniaceae. The record is from the annotation of a GenBank genome assembly.